Molecule: messenger RNA, 1779 nt
Organism: Amaranthus tricolor (Joseph's coat)
Lineage: Eukaryota; Viridiplantae; Streptophyta; Magnoliopsida; Caryophyllales; Amaranthaceae
Product: leghemoglobin 29-like
Exons: 4
Coding region: 1-522 (173 amino acids)
Molecular function (GO): heme binding; oxygen binding
Source: RefSeq, a predicted model, not a curated record
AUGAAGGGUGAUAGUAAUAAGACUGAAAGAAAUAGAAGGAGUAAGAAGGUACAAUUUAUGAUAGGCUUAAGAGGGAACAUAGACUUAUUUCAGAUUAUUUUUUCAGUAAUUUUUCUUGAUGUUCUGAAUUUCACUAGACAAGCUGUCUCUUCUAUCUGGUUUUUAUGUAAGCAGGUGAAUCGGAUGAUGACCGUGAAGAAGUCUUGGCAGCAGCACACUUUGCUUGCUACUCCAGUUGUAUGUCUCACUCUGAAAUUUGUGUUUCUGAAGCAUUUGGGUGCUACACACUUAAAAUAUGGAGUUGUUGAUGAACACUUAAAAUAUGGAGUUGUUGAUGAACAUUUUGAGGUGACAAGAUUCGCGCUUUUGGAAAUGAUAAAAGAGGGGGUACCGGAGAUGUGGUCAGAAGAGAUGAAGAAUGCAUGGACUGAAGCUUUUAAUCCAAAAGUAUAUCUUAGGGGAUAUAUAAAAAUGGAUGGCAGAGUAAAUUUUAAAGAACUAGAGAUGUUUGGUUGUUGUUGAAAUAUGUUAUGCAAGCUAUGCUGUUGUUCUGGUUUGUGCAAGUAUCUUGUGUUGAGCAGCUGAGUGUGUAUCUGUGCAGCAGAUUGGUGAGUGUGCAGCUUUGUCAAUGAGCAUCGAUGAUGAUCUGCAGGUCCUUGAUUUCAGCAUCUACACCCUUCUGCAUAAUGCCUAUACUUCGCGUAUGUGUGACCCCGAAGCUGGUGAAGAUGAAUAGAGAACAUAUGAAGCUCACACCAUUCAAACUGUAGAAAAUCUUAAAAGCAGCUCAGAUAUUGUCAUUUGUCAAUGUGCAGAAGUUAUGAUAUCCAGCCUAUGUUACUCAGACUUCGGUACUUGCAUCCGACUACAGUACAUGUUCAAGUGUCCAACUUGUUUAUUAUGUGAAAUAGUUAUACAAUUUUGGUUCAAAAUGAAGAUUCUUCAGCUCAAUCAUGGAAUGAAAAAUGAAGCAAUUCUAUCAUACAACAUCACUUCCAAAAAGGAUUACUGCAACUUUAAAAACAGUAUAUAACAUCUGUUAUAAGCAAUUAUUUUACCAUAUUACCCAAUAUAAUCCGUUAUUUGAACCAAGUAAGCUUCUAAAAGGUAAAAUUGAAGCUGAAAUCUAGAAAGACUUCACAAAAAACCUUGAAUUACAGUGGAAAACAGAUCUUUAUUAAGUUGGUAAUCUAACAAGAAGAGUGUUAUAACCCAGCAAGAUGCCUCUUCAACAAUACGGCUACUAUUGCAAUCAUAACCGUGAUCAUGCUUUUCUAUUAUCUAAAUUCACAAAGCAUCCACAACCAUUUUCCAAAUGAUGGAGAGCACAAUUUGAGAAAUUAACAAGUUUACGAACAUGUUUAAUGCUAUACCGGUCCAUAUAAUACAAUGAAAGCGUAUAAAAGCAUUAUGAAACCUCAUAUGUCACAGAUCCUCCACAGGUCGCCGACUGACGAAGGUCACGUUUGAUAUAAUACCAAUUGCAGAAAGAAUGCAGAUAGCCCUUGGACCACUUUGAGAGAAUGACAUGAUCCUAGAAGCUACAUCCUGAUGGCCAAGAAAAAACAGCUUCAGAGUAGAUUAUAUGGGUCCUCUGUUCCACUCUAACUACAUGUUACUACUCUUGCAUCAUUGUGUCGUUUAUUUUUAGAUCUAGCGAAAGAUUCAUAGUUGUUGUUUCUUACUUUAGUUGAUUACAGUAAAAUCACUCAUAUAGUCAAUUUCCCUAUUUUUUUUUUAAAUUUUAAUGUGAAGUAGAUUAUAUGGGUCAAUCCAAAA